AUGAGUUUGGUUUGUGAAGAGACUUCUUCUAGAGUGAAGCUUGGUAUGUUGAAGCUUACUUGUGGAAUUUUGGAUCAGAUUCGAGAAGGUCAGAAAUCUAAUUUGGUUUUGGUAGAUCGAUUGACGUUGAUCAAUCAAGGUAAAGGUGGUGAUUUUCAUAUUGAUGAGAAUGGUAUCAUGAGGUGUCAUGAUAGAGUUUAUGUUCCCGAUGUGACGAAAUCUGCUCACUUUAUUCCGAUUAGAAUGGAUUAUCCGAUGGAGAGGCUUGCAAAGCUGUAUAUUGAGAAAAUUGUCAGUUUGCAUGGUAUUCCGUCUAGCAUUGUGUCAGAUAGGGAUGUGAGGUUUACUUCAAGAUUUUGGGAAGGUUUGCAACGUGCUUUGGGUACAAAGUUGUGUUUGAGUUCUGCUUAUCAUCCGCAGACAGAUGGUCAGACUGAGAGAAUGAUUCAGUCGCUUGAGGAUCUUUUGAGAGCUUGUAGUCGUAAGAAGAGUUACCAUGACAAGAGAAGGAAAGGGCUUGAGUUUGAGGUAGAUGAUCAUGUAUUUUUAAGAGUUACUCCGGUAACGGAUGUUGGUAGAGCAUUGAAGUCGCAUAAGUUGACGCCACGUUUUACUGGUCCGUAUCAUAUAUCUGAGAAAGUAGGUGACGUGGCUUAUCGGAUUACGUUGCUGCCGUCACUUGCUAAUCUCCAUGAUGUGUUUCACGUGUCUCAAUUGAGGAGAUACAUUGCGGAUCCUUCGCAUGUUGUCCAAUUAGAUGAUGUUAAGGUUAGAGAUGAUUUGAUCGUGGAUACAUUACCUAUACGGAUAGAAGAUAGAGAGGUGAAACAACUCCGUGGUAAAGAGAUCGCUUUGGUGAAAGUCGUUUAG
Molecule: messenger RNA, 870 nt
Organism: Lathyrus oleraceus (garden pea)
Lineage: Eukaryota; Viridiplantae; Streptophyta; Magnoliopsida; Fabales; Fabaceae
Exons: 3
Coding region: 1-870 (289 amino acids)
Biological process (GO): DNA integration
Molecular function (GO): nucleic acid binding
Source: RefSeq, a predicted model, not a curated record